Camelus dromedarius (Arabian camel) is the source of this 888-nucleotide messenger RNA. RefSeq lists its product as uncharacterized. Bases 1 to 834 code for a protein of 277 amino acids. The transcript has a single exon. The record is from RefSeq and is a predicted model, not a curated record. NCBI's taxonomy places the organism in Eukaryota, Metazoa, Chordata, Mammalia, Artiodactyla, Camelidae.
AUGUCUGGACACCAAAUGAGCCGUUCCAACACUUACAGCCGCUUGAACCAUUCCAAAAACGUAUCCUUUCUGGCCCAGACUGCAGGCUGGUCCCACUGCCCCAAUGUGACUGGGGCUAACCCCAAGCACUCUCGUAUCCCGAGUGGCUCAGAGGUGAGCAGCACCCCUUCAGAGCAGUCCGACCGCCCCAGCUCCCCCAGACUCUCAGUGAGGAGAAUCUGCAUGGGCCGGCCCUACAACUCCAAGUGCGUAGAGACAAGCCACUUGGCAAACUGCCCCAAGGUGGCCAGAAAGCCUGCUUGUCGUGGUAGCCCCCACUGCCUGCUCUGCACAGAUCGUCCCUCGGGUCCCUCUAGCCCCACCUUCCUGGACCAACUCAUCAAAGGCAUCAACUACCUCGACAGAUCCACCAAUGCCUUCUACACCAACUGCCCAAAAUCAGCCCUGAGCCUUCCAAGACUUGCAGCCAACUACCUGGAACACACUGCCAACUCCAUCCACCUGGACCACCCAGACCACACCUUCUCCCGCAGUUACUCCACCAGAGUGGCCGCCUCUGACAACUCCUGCAUCAGCACCUGCAUGGUGCCAUCCACGAGGGGUGAUAAUGCUUUGCGGUAUGUGGAUGACUCCUCCAACACGAGCUGCCAACGCCGGCUUCACAGCCGGAACCUCACUCCCAUGUUGCCGCAGAGGCCAGGCAUAAAGUUGCCUGAGCUCCCUCUGUUCAGCAACGGGAUCUUUUCCUUAGGUGGGCUGCCCAAGUUCUGGGAAGCAAUCCGCUCAGGCUGGAGAGCCCCUGAGCCCAUCUCCAAACCCUGCAGCUGGUGGUGACAUCGACACCAGCCAUGAAGUGGGCACAUGUCCAUCAGGUUGCAGUUGUGGAAA